This is a messenger RNA of Helianthus annuus (common sunflower), 3755 nucleotides long. Its product is annotated as DNA-directed RNA polymerase III subunit 2. The record is from RefSeq and is a predicted model, not a curated record. Gene Ontology annotation, cellular component: RNA polymerase III complex. Gene Ontology annotation, molecular function: DNA binding; ribonucleoside binding; DNA-directed RNA polymerase activity. Lineage: Eukaryota; Viridiplantae; Streptophyta; Magnoliopsida; Asterales; Asteraceae. The coding region runs from base 68 to 3556 and encodes 1162 amino acids. The transcript is spliced from 38 exons. Gene Ontology annotation, biological process: DNA-templated transcription.
UCUGCCACUUCUGCAUUCCUUAAACCCCAAGAAACAUCUUCAAUAUUCUUUCUUUCUUUCUUUGAUCAUGGAGAUUGAAGACUCUACAAUGCACAACGGAGAAGUUGACAAGCAGUUUCUUGCUGCUCCGGUGAAGUCUCCGGUCGAUAAGUUUCAGCUAAUUCCGGAGGUUUGGAAGGCCAGGGGUUUGCAUCUGGAGUCUUUCAAUUAUUUUGUUACAACUGACAUAAAGAAGAUUGUUCGUGCAAACAGCCUCGUGACAUCGGAAUAUAAUCCUGAAAUCUACCUCAGAUAUAAGGAUGUUCGGAUUGGAAGGCCUUCUGAAAUUAUUGAUGGCGUGACCGAGCCAUUAACUCCUUAUAAGUGUCGGCAAAGUGACAAGACGUAUGCCGCUCCAAUAUUUGUGGACAUCGAGUAUCGCAAUGCUGAUUCUUCUUACAUGGAGAAUCGCAAGGCUGGUUCUUCUUUCAUCGAGAAUCGCAAGGCUGGUUUUUCUUUAAACAAGUCAAAUGUUAUUAUAGGAAGAAUGCCUAUUAUGUUAAAGAGCCAAUCUUGUGUCCUUCAUGGAAAGGAUGAAGAUGAACUCGCAAAAUUUGGUGAAUGCCCCCUUGACCCGGGUGGUUAUUUUGUUGUGAAAGGAAACGAAAAGGUGAUUUUAAUUCAAGAACAACUUUCGAAGAACAGGAUAAUUAUCGACAAGGAUAAUAAGGGUUGCAUCCAGGCAUCGGUCAUGAGCAGCUGCAACAUAACAAAGAAAAUAAGUAAAACAAUUAUAAAAAUGGAGAAAGGGAAAAUUUAUUUAGUGCUGAAUUCAUUUUCCACCAAGGUUCCUAUUAUGUUGGUCUUGAAAGCUAUGGGCAUGCAAUCUGAUCAGGAAGUUGUGCAGAUGCUUGGUAGAGAUCCUCAAUACGCUAAUCUUCUUUUGCCGUCUAUUGAGGAAAGCGAUCAGACGUUACAGAAAGUAAAAAACGAUGGUGCAAGUAAUGGCGUCUCUUAUCAACAACAAGCUUUGGAUUAUCUUCAACAAAAGCGUAAAUACAAGUCUGCUAAGGAUGAUGGAGCUCUGGGUGUUCUUCGAGAUACUUUUCUUCUUAAUGUUCCGGUGCGGGAAAACAAUUUUCAUUUAAAGUGUGUAUAUGUUGUGGUGAUGUUGAGACGAAUGAUGGAUGCAAUUUUAAAUGAGGAUGCAAUGGAUGAUAAAGAUUAUGUAGGCAAUAAACGACUGGAGCUUUCAGGGCAACUAAUAUCUAUACUAUUUGAGGACCUAUUCAAGUCAUUGAAUGAGAAUAUAAGAAAACAAGUCGAUGGCGACCUGAAGAACGGCAAGAGAGUUGACAUAUCGAUGAUUUUGGCGGGUGGUUGCAAACAACUUAUUACUACAGGCUUGGAGCGUAGCCUCUCGACUGGAAACUGGGAUGUUCGUCGAUUUAAGAUGCAUAGGAAAGGCAUUACACAGAUUGUUUCAAGACUAUCUUUCAUUAAUGCAUUUGGUUCCAUGACAAAAAUUCAACCACAAUUUGAAAAGUCAAGGAAAGUUAGUGGACCCAGGGCCUUACAACCUAGCCAGUGGGGAAUGCUUUGCCCCUGUGAUACUCCUGAAGGUGAAGCUUGUGGUUUGGUGAAAAACCUCGCUCUGAUGACGCAUGUUACAACCGAUGAAGAGACCGGACCCAUUAUUUCCUUGUGUUACUGCUUGGGGGUUGACUUAUCUUUGCUUUCUGGAGAAGAACUACACUCACCACGUUCGUUUCUCAUUAUGUUAAAUGGGCUUAUCCUCGGCAAACAUACGAAGCCACAGUGGUUUGCUGAUUCAAUGAGAAAGCUGCGAAGGGCGGGUAAACUAAGUGAUUUUGUAAGCAUCUAUGUCAAUGAGAAACACCGUUGUGUUUAUAUAGCUUCCGAUGGUGGUCGUGUUUGUCGGCCACUUGUAAUUGCUGACAAUGGUGUAUCAAGAAUUAAGCAUCAGCAUAUGAAAGAGUUAAAGGAUGGAGCUCGCAAUUUUAACGGCUUUCUACGAGAAGGACUUAUAGAGUAUCUUGAUGUCAAUGAAGAGAACAAUUCUUUGAUUGCUUUAUAUGAAGGAGAGACUACUCGUGAGACGACUCAUAUUGAAAUAGAACCUUUCACAAUCUUAAGUGCGUGUGCGGGGCUGAUUCCUUAUCCUCACCAUAACCAGUCCCCGAGAAAUACCUAUCAGUGUGCUAUGGGAAAACAAGCAAUGGGUAACAUUGCAUAUAACCAGCUAUCUCGGUUGGAUUCAUUGAUCUACCUUUUGGUUUAUCCUCAACGGCCACUACUGACAACGAGAACAAUCGAGCUGAUUGGGUAUGAUAAGCUUGGAGCGGGUCAAAAUGCAACCGUUGCGGUUAUGAGUUACAGUGGUUAUGACAUUGAGGAUGCCAUUGUCAUGAAUAAAGCAUCUUUGGAUCGUGGUUUUGGUCGUUGUAUUGUACUCAAAAGGAUGUUAGAACAGUAUAAGUCGUAUAAGAAUACGAGUGUACGUGAGCGGAUUUGUGCACCUCGCAGAUCCCAACGUGAUUCAGACAAGAUGCAGAUUUUGGAUAAUGAUGGAAUUGCUUCUCCUGGUGAAAUUCUAAGACCACAAGACAUUUAUCUCCAGAAAGAGUGUCCUGUAGAUCCGAAUACUACGUCACAUCCGUCACAAAUUCAAUAUAGAACAAGGAACGAAAGCUACAAAGGUGCAGGUGGGGAGCCGGUUGUUGUGGAUAGAGUGGCUUUAUGCUCUGAUAACGACCGGAACUUAACAGUGAAAUUCAUGAUUCGCCAUACUCGUAGGCCAGAGGUUGGUGACAAGUUUAGUAGCAGGCAUGGUCAAAAAGGUGUUUGUGGAACCAUUGUUCAACAAGAAGAUUUGCCUUUCUCUGAGCGCGGUGUAUGCCCGGAUUUAAUUAUGAAUCCUCAUGGGUUUCCAAGUCGAAUGACGGUUGGAAAGAUGCUAGAGCUUCUUGGGAGUAAGGCUGCAGUUUCAUGUGGCAAGUUCCAUUACGGCAGUGCCUUUGGGGAACCAAGUGGUCAUGCACAUAAAGUCGAAGACAUAAGCGAAACCCUUGUAAAGCAUGGAUUUUGCUACGACGGGAAGGACUUCCUAUAUUCAGGUACCACUGGUACGCCGCUACAAGCAUAUAUAUUCAUGGGGCCGAUAUACUACCAGAAGCUAAAGCACAUGGUCUUUGAUAAGAUGCAUGCUCGAGGCAUCGGCCCCAAAACACAAUUGACUAGACAACCCACAGAAGGAAGAGCCAAAAACGGAGGUCUACGAGUGGGAGAAAUGGAACGCGAUUGUUUGAUUGCUUACGGAGCAAGUAAUCUGGCUUAUGAGCGCUUGAUGCUCUCUAGCGAUCCUUUUAAUGCUCAGGUUUGUAGAAAGUGUGGGUUGCUAGGAUACAUAAAUUAUCAAACAAAAACUAAGAUCUGUUCGACAUGCAAGACCGGGGAUAAUAUAUCUGACAUGAAACUACCAUAUGCCUGCAAGCUUUUAUUCCAGGAACUCCAGUCGAUGAAUAUAGUUCCACGUUUACAGUUGAAUGAUUCGUGACACGUUCGUAAUGUCAUCUCAGGUUAAUGGGGAUGAAGGGUUCAUAGUUAACAGGUUGUUGGCAGGGAAGAGAGGAUGGUGUAUUUAUUCAUUACAUAAAUAGCUUAUUAACCCUUAUUAUUAUCAUUUCUUUUUAUCUAUAGUACCUUAUGAAUGAACUCUCCAGGACAAAAAGUAGUUUUACCACGAUUUUAAGACA